AUGGAGUCCUUUGAAGAAUUAUCUGAUAUCACAGAGGAAGAGUCCUCCAAACAAUUCCAAACUUCCAAUUCUCUGCCGUGGAAGCUCAAGGCCAAGGAGAUUUGGGCCAAAAAGACCCAAAACUACUUCACUCAGACUAAAAAAACCGAGAACAUCUUGAUCCAUGUUACCUUCUCUAUUGGGCUAGGCAGCAUGUGGCGUUUCCCUUUUCUGUGUCACCGGAAUGGAGGAGGCAGCUUUAUCUUGAUAUACUUCUUCAUGCUCCUCUUGUUUGGGAUUCCCCUCUUGUAUAUGGAGAUGAUCAUAGGGCAAAGGCUGCGUGUGGACAACAUCCGGGUCUGGAAGCAGCUCGUUCCCCGGCUGGGUGGCAUGGCCUACGCUAGCAUACUGGUGUGCAUCUUGAUCAGCUUGUAUAACAGCAUCAUCAUAUCCUGGAACCUCUCCUACCUGGGCAACUCCUUUGAUCAAUCCCUGCCCUGGAACUAUUGCCCAUUUGUGAAGAACAUCACUGUCACUGACCUCUCUUGCCUUCAGACUGUGCCUCACCAGUACUUCUGGUACCACACCACCCUGCAUGCCUCAGGCCACAUUGAGGAAGGGAUUGAGACCUUCGUCCCGAACCUCCUCCUGGGCAUCUUUGCAGCCUGGGUCUUCCUCUUCUUAAUCAUGAUCACGGGGAUAAAGAUUUCAAUGUCGAUGCUGAUUUUCUCGGUAUUCCUUCCCUACAUCCUCCUCCUCUGCUUCUUCAUCCGAGGUCUCUUCCUGGAAGGUGCAUUUGCCAGCCUCAGACGUAUGGUGACCAUAGAGGUCUCUGCCUUGGCCUCGGUGGACCUGUGGCGUCAGGCAGGAGGCCAUGUGCUCUAUUCCUUGGGCCUGGGCAUGGGCACCAUCAUCACUUUCUCUUCCUACAAUACUGGAGGUGACAACUGCAUCAAGGUGGCUUCCAUUGUGGCCCUGGUCAACCUGGUGACCUCAAUGCUGACCACGUCCAUCAUCUUUCUAGUGCUGGGGUUCUGGGCCACCACCAGUGGCCACACCUGUGUUGAGAAGAGUGUGUCAACACUGGUAAUGCUGACAGCCAAGGGGGUGCUGCCUCAGGAUGCCGAGCCCCCCAAAAACAUCCUGCCUAAGCCCCCCCUGGACUACCUGGACUGGAUCAACAAACUCCCCCAGCACCUUCACUACCAGGUCAUCCACUACUCCCUGCCGUGCAGCAUCAAGGAGCAGAAGGAAAAGUUCAUGGAGGGCCCUGGCCUGGCAUAUGCAGCUUUCUCUCAAGCCGUCUCGCUGUUUCCUCGUGCCUCUUUCUGGGCCAUCGUCUUCUUCCUGGCCUUGCUUAUCACACAGCUGGGCACCUUGAUAAGAAUCUUGGAGGGCAUUGUCCUUCCCCUCCAGAACAACAUCCCCAUCUUCAUAAAGCAUCCCAGGCUGGUCCCAGUGGUCAUCUGCUUGGGAGGUCUUCUGGGCAGUCUCAUCUUCACCAGUCACCCUGGCAGCUACAUAAUGUCCUUGUUUGAUGACCACGUGGUCCCGCUGACCCUCAUUGUUGUUGUGACCUUCCAGAAUGUGGCUCUAGCCUGGAUCUACGGAGCGAGGAGGUUCAGGGAGGAAAUGUUCAGUGAGCUGGGCCGCCUGCUGUGGCCCCCCUUCACUUUCCUGUUGUGCUACGUGACCGUGCCUGGGCUGCUGGCCCUCCUCACCAUCUGCCUCAUGCAGCUCUACCAUAGGGUAACCCCUUACUACAUUGCCUGGAAUAGCAGUGCGAGCCAGGAAGUAAAGCAGCCCUACCUGACUAGCACCCUGGCCUGGGUCACCUUCCUCAGCAUCUUCACUCUUCUGCCGAUCCCAGCCCACCCGCUUCUCCACUGGUGGUACUGCCAGAACCCUGUUAUCUCUGACACCUUCAAAAAGUGUGGGGAAGAUGUGAGUGAAGUCUGUGGUCCCUGUAACCCCAAGAACCCUCCAUGUCUCCCUGCUGUGGCGGGGCCCUCAGAGGGGCAACAGCCAGGGCCUGAGCCUCCCAGAGUGGGGCUGGUUCUGGGAGGAGCCAGGCCUGUCGUGGUUCAUAUGGAUGACACUCUCCACAGUGGUCCCGACGGCAGCCCAGGUGUCUACGCGCAUGGGGCCCACUUGAAGACAAGCUCACCAGGUGCAGAGGUGGAGGUGACUCCAGGAGCAAAACCCUCCUGUGGGGGCUACUCCUAG
Messenger RNA from Cynocephalus volans (Philippine flying lemur), 2205 nucleotides. Its product is annotated as orphan sodium- and chloride-dependent neurotransmitter transporter NTT5-like. NCBI's taxonomy places the organism in Eukaryota, Metazoa, Chordata, Mammalia, Dermoptera, Cynocephalidae. The coding region runs from base 1 to 2205 and encodes 734 amino acids. The record is from RefSeq and is a predicted model, not a curated record. Gene Ontology annotation, biological process: sodium ion transmembrane transport. The transcript has 12 exons. Gene Ontology annotation, cellular component: plasma membrane.